AUGCUUGUUGAAGAAAUCAUCCUUUGUAAUCCGUCCAAUUCGCCUAAGUCGCGGGCUCGCUCUGGAAGUAAAACGACAACGUCGAUCCCCGGGAGAGCCAGUCACUCGACCUCUUCAUUCGAUAUCGCAGCAUGUUCUCCGACAAGAAAAGGACUUCAAGGAACUAUCGACCCCAUCAUCCUAGGCGAUGACACUUCCAGCCGGGCAGUCAGGACAAUAACACUGACCGACGAGGAAGUGCCACCGAUCAAAGAGGAACAUCCCAUAACCUCAAUAAACAUACCGACCUCGUUAUCACUCACGCCUAACCAAGAACAAGAGGAGAAGUCAUCAGGCGGACGUCACUUGGAGAACCUCGACGAUGACACUCCCAGCUCGGCAGCUCGGACGAUAACGCUACGAGAAGCUAAACGAAAGAACCAGACGGCUCUGGACGUACACAACGACGCAACCAACCAAACGCCAUUUGCGCCAUCUUGCAAAGUGAAAGUAACAGCACCCGCUGGAGCUAGGCGAACUGAAGAAAAGCCAAACUCUCCUCAACAGCGAAAUUCACAUCGUCACUCAAAACGUCGGAGAUCUCGUUCCAACGCCAUCCCACUAAAACGAAGAAAACGAUGCCACUUAGCAUAACGUCACGUCGGACGAACGAACUGACAAGAACUAGGGCAGACAUUGAGCAUCGUCUUUUCGAUAAUUGUAUCAACGAACUCGACCGUCAAAACUCGAUCGUACCACAAACUCUUGCGUUGAGAUAAGUAAAAUUUUC
Messenger RNA from Arabidopsis thaliana (thale cress), 769 nucleotides. RefSeq lists its product as uncharacterized. The coding region runs from base 1 to 633 and encodes 210 amino acids. The record is from RefSeq and is marked reviewed. The transcript is spliced from 3 exons. Lineage: Eukaryota; Viridiplantae; Streptophyta; Magnoliopsida; Brassicales; Brassicaceae.